AUGUCUCUGUCUCCGUUGGGGGUGGGCAGUGGUGGGGGCUCUCCCACCUCCAACGUGGGCUACUGCGGUGGUGGAGGGGUGCCUGUGGAGGACAUGCAGGCUCUGGCCAUAACCUCCCUGCCGGCUGCAGACAUGGCAAAACACUACGAGCACAUCUGCGAGCUGGGCAAGGGUACCUAUGGCAAGGUGGACCUGGUGGCACACCGCACAAAGGGUGAGUCAGAGGGCAUGCAUGUGAAGGGACAUUGUUAGGGGCAAAAGUUUCCAUAGAGUUUACACAGUCAUACUACAAUGUGAUCAGAGAGCCAGAGGGUGCCAUAGAAUGAAAGCUAAAUCAAGGGUUCAAUGAAAAAGGGCACUACAGUGACAGGGCAUUGUGAGGUCAAAGGUCACGAUACUGUAAGACUUCAGGGUGUAAGGGCUCUUAAUUACAAGGUUACAUGCCAUUAAGGUGAAGAGGGCACUAGACUGGGUAAAAGUGCAGGCCUUAAUGCUCAAAUCAGUUUAGUUUUUCAAAUCCGUUUUGGACUACUGAUUGUCCAAACAGCAAGUUACAAGUGACCAAAUCGGAUUUGUGUGUGUUGAGACAGCAGUCAUUUGCUGCAAAGGCUAUUCUAGUUGUCAUAGUAAUGAUGGGUAUGUGUGCAGUGAUGUAGGCUGAUUGGUGGUGGUGCUCAUGCUCCUAUCACUCAGAAGUUAUGUAGCAAGCUAAGGCGACAACAAUGCCUGCCAUGGACGUUUCCCAGUUGCUUUGACUGUUCAAAAUCAUAGGGUAAGAACACUUUUAAAGCCUCAAAGGAUAAGAUGAUCCAGCUUUCAAAACGAGUCAUUUUUGGCUAGCCACAGCAGUCAACGAGGUAGCUAGGUAGCUGUUUAGCUUUCUAGCACAUUCAGUCAUUUGUUUGUAAACUAUUAACAAGUCAGUUAUCUACCACAUGUUCUUGUCAAACUGUCAACAGAGUAGCUAGUAAGCGACAAGAUAUGCCAAAUAACAGUCUAAAAACCACUUGAGGGCAAAUCAAUCAGAUUUGACCAUUCAGACACAAGUCACAUGGCCAGGAAUCAGAUUUGUAUCUGACUAGGUGGUUUGAAAUGUGGCUUGAAAUAUCAGAUUCCAUGUGCUUUUUGGCUGUUCAGACUGCAGGAAAAAGAACAGAUUUGAAUCGUAUGUGCAAAUAAAUAGGAUUUGAGUCACUUCAAACUACCAAUGUGAACACGGCUUAAGAAGCUCUGCUUCCACAGCUGUGUGAGUAGUAAACAGCUGAGGGUGUGUUUCAGAGCACAGAGGAAGCUGGAAUCAGAUACACAGAAUCAGAUAGCACAGGCAUUUAGUUCAAUUAACUUAAUAAGUGUCAGUUAAGUUUAUAUUGCCUUGCCUAAGAUAUUGCUCUGAUACUAUACAGCAAGGUUUUUAUAAUAAACUGAAACUAAAACUAAUCAUGAAAAAACAAUUUAGUAAACUGAAUUAAAAUAAUUAACAAACCAGUUUGAAAAACGAAAACUAUAAUGAAACUAUUAUCGUUGACUUCAAAACGAACUAAAAUAAAAUUGUAGUUUUUCUUCUAAGCUUUGGGGAGAAAAUCUAAUGGGGUUUUCAACUUACUGAAUCUGGCGGGUAAAUGCUGCCAGGAGAUGCCGAUGUUUCAAAUAGGUCUAGUUUGUGCAUCACUAUUAGUCUCUCUAGAAAGACAGGUUGCUUGCCUGUCUUAUGAUACUUCAAGGUCUGGGAUAUCCGAGACGACAUCACUAUCACUAGCUAUCACUAGAAAUAAUCGCUAGGUAGCUAACUUGAUUCUUCUUACAUGUCCUACUGAGGUGAAAAAGCAUUGGAUUGGUGUAAAUAUGGGCGAGAGAGAGUUUCCUUCCACCAUAUUUUUUGCACCAGUUUCAGCACUGUUCCUUUUAAAUCCUAGUCACAUUGACAUUUACUUUAUAAUUUAAAGGGCCAAUCAGCAGUUGAAAAAUAACAAAGCGUUUUCCCCGCCACAAGCUGAGGGAUGGCUCUGGAGAAAUGUAACCUCUCUCAAAUUCAUAGACAGAGCUAUGGAAGCACGAACUGACUCAACCUAUGACCUGACCUAUCACCUUAUGUAUUGCUGCCCCCUAGAAAAUAAACACACACAAAAACUAUACAACACAAAUGGCUCCUAGCCUGGCCCACGUAUACUAAAACGUAAUAAUAAAAAAACGAAAUACAACUGAAACAGGUCUGAAAACUAACGGAAACUAAACUGAAUUCCAAAUACAAAUCCCAACACUAAUAGAAAUAAAAACGAAUAUAAAAAACAAAACUAUAAUUACCUUGCUGUACAGUAUGUUGAUACAGUAUGUGAGUUAUUGUAAUGUUGUUAACUCAGGUGUGGGUGUGAGCGUGUGCUUGUUUCUGUGUGCGUGCGUGUCUGUCUUCUGAAAUGUUGCCAAACAAAUUUCCCUAUGGGACAUUAAAGUAUUCAUUCAUUUAUUCUGUCCAUCUCUGUGUGUACAUAUCAGGCACCAAAAUGGCUCUGAAGUUUGUGACUAAGAGCAAGACGAAGCUGAAGAGCUUCCUGAGGGAGUACAGCCUGACGGGAACACUGAGCUGUAGCCCCUUUAUCAUCAAAGUCCUGGACGUACUCUUCGAGACCGAGGAUAGCUACGUCUUCGGACAGGAGUAUGCCCCUGCAGGAGACCUGUUCGACAUCAUUCCUCCCCAGGUACUGUACUGGAUCAUACUUAUCAUCUCCCCACCAAUCACUGUUCUCCCACACCCUAGCCAAUCAAGCGCAGUGUUUCAAAGCGCUGUGCUUCUGUGAUUCUGGGAUUGGAGCCUUGUCCCUACUCAGACUUGAGCUGCUCCUUUAGUGUACUGUAGGGCUCUCGUUUCAUUUCAGUGCUUUUCAGUGGAGGGACUGGUACCCAGACUCAAAGGUUCUUACUUUAGGGUGUUAAAGAUGAGUGCAACAUAACGCUUAACAGAGCCUCUUUGUCCCACUUUACUCCCUCUACGCCUACAUUCUGUUUCUUUCUCAUUUCAUUUAUUGUACUUCGUUUACCUCCCCUACUGUAUCUCAAUCUCAAACUAAUCUGUUCACCCCUUUCUCUUUCUUCCCACCUUCCUCCUCUCCUGCUCCCUGUAGGUGGGUCUUCCGGAGGAGAUGGUGAAGCGCUGUAUGCAGCAGCUGGGUCUGGCUCUGGACUUCAUGCACAGCAAGAACCUGGUGCACCGUGACGUCAAGCCCGAGAACGUGCUCCUCUUCGACCGCGAGUGCCGACGCGUCAAGCUGGCUGACUUCGGCAUGACGCGGCGACUGGGCUGCCGGGUGAAGCGCGUGAGUGGCACCAUCCCGUACACGGCGCCGGAGGUGUGCCGCGCCAGUCGUGCCGAAGGCUUCCUGGUGACCACCAGUCUGGACAUCUGGGCAUUCGGAGUGCUUGUCUUCUGCAUGCUGACUGGCAACUUUCCCUGGGAGGCAGCGCUGCCCGCUGACGCCUUCUAUGAUGAGUUCCGGCGCUGGCAGCGGGCGGGGUGCCCCACAGCGGCCUAUCCAUCCCAGUGGCGCCGCUUCACUGAUGACGCCCUGCGCAUGUUCCAGCGGCUGCUAGCUCCCGAACCUGAGAAGCGCUGUGGCGUGAAGGAUGUCUUCUGCUUUGUCAAGUACGAGCUGGUCAGCGAGCUCCGACGCCGUGCCUCCUGCCGAGCCAAGAGAGGUGAGAGGUCCAGUUCAUCUGGUGUAUGCCCUGCAGGCUGCACCUCUACCUCCUCUUCGUCCUCCUCCUCAUCGCGCUCCCACAGACACCCAGAGCCCUCCACCCCCCCAGGGACGACCUCCCUCUUGCGCCCAGCGCCCCUGAAGAGGAGCGUCCUCUCUGACCCCCACUCCCUUCGAGAGGAGUCUCCUGGCCAGCACCACUCUUCUCCAGGGCGAGAGAAGACCAAGAGCCAGAUGGUGAUGGCUACUGCCAUAGAGAUCUGUGUCUGA
This is a messenger RNA of Coregonus sp. 'balchen', 3959 nucleotides long. Lineage: Eukaryota; Metazoa; Chordata; Actinopteri; Salmoniformes; Salmonidae. The record is from the annotation of a GenBank genome assembly.